This is a messenger RNA of Lacerta agilis (Sand lizard), 2473 nucleotides long. RefSeq names its product solute carrier family 7 member 5 (gene SLC7A5). The transcript has 10 exons. Gene Ontology annotation, molecular function: L-amino acid transmembrane transporter activity; neutral L-amino acid transmembrane transporter activity. Bases 41 to 1624 code for a protein of 527 amino acids. The record is from RefSeq and is a predicted model, not a curated record. Gene Ontology annotation, biological process: neutral amino acid transport; amino acid transmembrane transport. Lineage: Eukaryota; Metazoa; Chordata; Lepidosauria; Squamata; Lacertidae. Gene Ontology annotation, cellular component: membrane.
CAGCAGUAGCAGCCUCGCUAUCCGCCAAGCCGGCCUCGCCAUGUCCGGCGCCGGCGGCGUGGUGAAGAAGCGCGGCUCGGCCGCCUCGUCGGGGCCGCCGGAGGAGGAGGAGAAAAAGCAGAUGCUGUCCGGGGCGGCGGGCGACGGCGCGGGGCCGGAGGCUCACGAGAACGGCUGCGCACCGCUGCCGUCUCCGGGCGCCGGCGGCGGGGACCCGUGUUCGCCCGGCGUGGCCCUGAAGCGCAACAUCACGCUGCUCAACGGCGUGGCCAUCAUCGUGGGCACCAUCAUCGGCUCGGGCAUCUUCGUGACGCCCACGGGGGUAGUGAAGGAGGCCGGCUCGCCGGGGCUGUCGCUCGUGGUGUGGGCGGCCUGCGGCGUCUUCUCCAUCGUGGGCGCCCUCUGCUACGCCGAGCUGGGCACCACCAUCUCCAAGUCGGGCGGCGACUACGCCUACAUGCUGGAGGUCUACGGCUCGCUGCCGGCCUUCCUCAAGCUCUGGAUCGAGCUGCUCAUCAUCCGGCCCUCCUCGCAGUACAUCGUCGCCUUCGUCUUCGCCACCUACCUCCUCAAGCCCAUCUUCCCUGCCUGCCCCGUCCCCAUCGGCGCCGCCAAGCUCGUCGCCUGCCUCUGCGUUCUGCUGCUCACAGCCGUCAACUGCUACAGUGUGAAGGCCGCCACCCGUGUCCAAGACGGCUUCGCGGCCGCCAAGCUCUUGGCUCUUGCCUUGAUCAUCAUCCUGGGCUUCGUUCAGCUGGGAAAACACGGUCCUGGAAUCCUGAGCCCUGAACACUCCUUUGAUGGCACGAAAUUGGAGGUUGGGAACAUUGUCUUGGCCUUGUAUAGCGGUCUCUUCGCAUAUGGAGGCUGGAAUUACUUGAAUUUUGUCACGGAAGAGAUGAUCAACCCUUACAGAAACCUGCCUCUGGCCAUCAUCAUCUCCCUGCCCAUCGUCACCUUGGUUUACGUCUUGACCAACCUGGCUUACUUCACAACGUUGUCUGUGGAUCAGAUGUUGGUGUCGGAAGCCGUUGCUGUGGAUUUUGGGAACUAUCACCUGGGCGUCAUGGCUUGGAUCAUCCCCGUCUUUGUUGGCCUGUCGUGCUUUGGCUCAGUCAAUGGGUCACUCUUUACUUCAUCCAGGCUGUUCUUUGUUGGUGCUCGUGAGGGACACUUGCCUUCUGUUCUGUCUAUGAUCCAUCCCAGGCUCCUCACGCCAGUGCCUUCACUCGUCUUCACAUGCCUCAUGACUUUGCUCUACGCCUUCUCCAACGACAUAUUCUCGGUCAUCAACUUCUUCAGCUUCUUCAACUGGCUCUGCGUGGCCCUGGCUAUCAUCGGCAUGUUGUGGUUGAGAUACAAGAAGCCAGAGCUGGAGAGGCCUAUAAAGGUGAACCUCAUUUUGCCCAUCUUCUUCAUCCUGGCCUGCAUAUUCCUGAUUGUUGUCUCUUUCUGGAUGACCCCAAAGGAGUGUGGCAUUGGCUUCACCAUCAUUCUCAGCGGGGUCCCCGUUUACUACUUUGGGGUUUGGUGGAAAAACAAACCAAAGUGGCUUCUCCAGCUCAUAUAUUCCACGACAGUCCUGUGCCAGAAGGUGAUGGAGGUUGUCCCACAGGAAUCUUAAAACUAGAGGAAAGGCAUUCGGUCCAAACCAACGCACAAUAUUAUUUUGAAAACCACAAGUACGUCGGACUCUUCGUUCAGCAAGAAAGUAAACCUCGAAGCCAGGGGCCUGACAGUGACAAGUCCCUAGACCCCUGCUGCCUGCAUGGCCCUCCCCUCUUCCCUCCCUCCCUCCCCUUCCCCCCAAGCCAGGCAGCUGACCAGAGGCAGGAGGCAAAGAGUCCCAGGUGCAAAUUUAAUGCAGGAAGAGAAGCUUCUGCUGGGAACCUCAAGAGGCCUCAGUAGACCCACCAACAGGGAAGCCAACAGGAUGGCAAUGUUUACAUGUGCAGCUGUGGGCUGGACUCUUUGGUCUGUCCUUUGCUUGGUCCUCUCUUUCAUUAGCGGCCUAAGUUUCUCCACCCUGAGUUCCUUUACAAAAGGAAAAUGAGAGUUGCCAAGAAUCACCAGCAGGCCCACAACUGCCCCCUCCACAUGUCCAGAAAGAACAAAGAAUCCAACGCAACUGAUUCUCUUGCCGGCGGAGGGUUUUCCUGGGGUACAAAAAAAUGUCUGUGCCCCUCCCACCCCGAUCUUUACACUCCUUAAAACAGAUGGACACACACACACAGGCAAAAACAAGGAAAACUGUGACGCUGAAAUUGUGGACUUGCACAGAUAUCAACUUAAUUCCACUCGCAAAAAGACUUGGCUGCCCCAACAUGAACUCUUUUUUUUUUUAAUUAUUAUUGUUGUUAAUUAUUUUUUUUUUAGGGAUCUGCUUUUUAUUUUCUCCCCCUUUUUCCCUUUUAAGAUUCCUAUGUAGUUCCGCUUUGUAUUUGACUUGCAAUAAACGUUUUGUAUAUGGUCA